AUUACGUCAUACACGUGUUGUAAAAACGAAAAGCUGCAUGUAAGUUCUUGGUGCAAAGGCUAGUGUAGUGACUCGUGCUUUAUGAAUUAUGUUGCCUUUUUUUUUGGUCACAAACUCACUCACACUGCCUUCUUUACGGUCAAAAUUUAGCGAAGACUUCUUUAAGAUUAUUUUCAUUUGUUUCCAGACCAGUUUCAAACGGUAGCUGUGUUGAAAAGUCGGGAUUCGGUGAAGAUGACGACCGCGAGCGGAACAGGAGAUGGCUUCACCGGAGCGGGGAACGGCGGCGCCGCUCGACUCUCGGUCGUUGACUAUGUUGUGUUCGUGAUGGUGCUUGUGAUUUCUGCUGCCAUUGGCAUUUACCAUGCGUGUACCGGUGGAAAGCAAAGGACCACUCAGGAAUUCUUUGUGGCGGAUAGGAAGAUGCAAUUUGUCCCGGUUGGAUUUUCACUCCUUGCCAGCUGGAUGUCUGCUAUUGCUCUUCUUGGAACCCCUUCUGAGGUUUAUGUUUAUGGUACCAUGUUUUGGUACAUUGGAGGGAGUUACAUCUUCAUGUCCAUCAUUACUGCAAAUGUAUUCAUCCCAACCUUUUAUAAUCUUCGUCUCACUAGUGUUUAUGAGUAUCUCCAGUUGCGAUUUUCUGUUGCAGCCCAUCUUGUGGGGACUACAGGGUUUCUAAUAUACAUGGUGAUGUACAUGUCCAUUGUCCUGUAUGCCCCUGCUCUUGCAGUUAAUGCAGUGACCGGGUUUACACUCUGGGGAUCUGUUCUCACUGUGGGUCUGGUGUGUGCAUUCUAUACAUCAUUGGGUGGGAUGAAAGCAGUAAUCUGGACAGAUGUUUUUCAGACCCUUGUUAUGGUAUCAUGUCUCAUAGCCGUUAUAAUCCAUGGUUCAGUUAAAAUGAAUGGCUUUGGUAAUGUCUGGCGUAUCAACAAUGAGGGCGGUAGAGUGGUCUUUGAUGAUAUACGGGUAGACCCAACUAUACGUCACACUGUAUGGUCUCUUGUAUUUGGUGCCACAUUCAACUGGCUUGCUAUCUUUGGUUGUAACCAAGCUUCUGUCCAGCGUUACCUGAGCUGCCCCACCCUCAGAGCAGCUAAAUGGUCCAUCUACUUGAACUGUCCGAUGCUGUUUAUAUUUGUCUCUCUUUGUCUCAUGUGUGGUCUGGUGAUGUUUGCUGUGUUUGCUGAUUGUGAUCCCAUCAAAGCUGAAUUCAUCACAAGGGGUGAUCAGCUUCUUCCCUUUUAUGUGGUAACUCAGCUUGGCUUUCUCCAUGGAUUACCCGGUCUUUUUAUUGCAGCCAUAUUCAGUGGGACUUUGAGCACUGUGUCUUCAGGCCUCAACUCAUUGGCUGCUGUGACAGUUGAAGACAUCAUUAGACCAAUCAAGAAAGAUCUCUCAGAUGCAAAGAGGACAACUAUAUCAAAGGUAUUAGCUAUAUUGUAUGGAUUCUUAGCCAUAGGAAUGGCCUUUGUAGCAUCCAAGCUGGGGCCUAUUCUCACUGUUGCUAUCGGUUUGAUGGGCAUGAUAGGAGGACCUUUACUAGGCAUGUUCACUCUGGGAAUUGUCUUCCCUUGGACUAACAAUAUUGGUGCUAUAGUGGGUGGUUUGACUGGCUUUGCCUUCUCUUUCUGGAUUGGGAUUGGAGCUUAUAUCUAUCCAUCUAUGGCUGACAAACUUCCUACAUCUACCGAUGCUUGCCUUUUAUCAAAUAUUACAGACAUUUCUACCGACAUUCCGUCCUAUUUAUUGGUCAAUGUUACCUCUCUUCCUGACCUGAUAUUAACACCAGAACCAUACCCUGCAAUAGCAAAGCUCUACAGUAUAUCAUAUCUUUGGUAUAGCUUUACUGCUCUGGUAGUGGUCCUGUUUGUUGGUCUAAUAACAAGCUUCCUCACAGGUGCGACCAGACCAAGUGAGUUAGAUCCUCAGUUGAUCUGCCCCCUAUCAAGAAAGCUUUUCUGUUGUUUCCCAGCAAGCUGUAGAAGAAAGAUGGACUGUGGGGUCAACUUUGAUGAGAAUGACCACAGGAAUAGAAAUGCAUUUGACAUGGAUGACAAAAAUAAUGAUGCAACCAACUACUCUAUGUUGGAUCAGAAGGAAAAUGGAAGAGCGCCAUCUCCUGUUGAUGAAAGCACACAGUUUUGACGAAGGCUUUGUUGUUAUGAUUUGUCCUGUUUUUAUUUUAAGGGAAUUUAGAUGAUUAGAGUGAAGAAUAAAAUUGAAAACAGACUUUGUAUCUGAAAGAUGAGCAAUUCAUAUUUGCAGAGAAGAUUGCAGUAAUUGAUGACUCUGCUUUAUUUAUUUAUAUGAUAAAUGAAAUUGUUCAAAAUUUAGAGGAAAAAAAGGUGAAAAGACUAUUUCAUUAUGAAUUUAUUUGUCUUGGAUCACUGAAUUUUUGCUGCAUUGUUCAUCACAGGGUAUUGUGCAGAAUGUUAUUUAUUGUGAAUGAUGUGUGCACAGUUACAAUGAUAUGGUUUUCCUCAGAAGAUAUCGCUGUCAUGCAUGGUAUUGCCAGAGGUAUGUAGGUUUGCAUAGCUUUUCAAUUUUAAAAAUGAGUUUUUCAUAGACCAGUAUAUUUGAAAAGAGGAGAUUGUAGCAAUGCUUGAAACACCUGUGAAAUCAAUUAACAAUUCUCAAGCUUAGGUGUUUUUAUAUGAAGCCAAUUGACUUAAUCCAUUUCUAGUGUGUGGGAAAUAUUUGCUUCAUUUUUAGAAUAAAAAGCAUACUUUGAAUAGACUGAAAGUGAAAAAUUAUCCUAUUGAAUAUAAAAAUUGGCUGAAUUGACCAUUUGCAGGGUAUUUAAGAUGAUCUUAAUUAAAAUCCAGUUUUAAUUUUUAUUAUCAAUUACCUCAGUGAUUCAAUUAUGUGUUCCAUUCUUACACUCCUCCAUGCUAUUGAGUAUUUCAUUCAUUCAGUGUGUCAGCGUGUGAUGUGUGACAAGGAUUGUCGAGAAUAAAUGUCUUAUAAGUCCACUUUACUUUGUUGUCACAGAGUAUAUAUUGAUGUUUUUCACCUGCAAUAAAGUAUGUGUGAAGGAAAAUUCCUGUGUGAAUCGUUUACAUAUAUGUUUAUAUCUUCAUCACAGAUGUCUUUUGCAAUAUGGUUGUGGUGUUGAGAAAAUGAUUGUAAAUAUAUAUUAUGUAUCUUGUUGAUAUCUGAAGGUGUACUUUUUGAAAAUAAAUGUUCACUUUUUUCACAUCAUUAGUUUGAUUUCCAGGUUUUUCAAAAGUAAUGGAAUUAUUUUCAGAGUGCAUGUGGUAUGCUGGUACAGUAAUUUCAUAUUAAUUCAUCAAUGCCCCUAAGUAAGCCUCAUAUCAUUGGCUAUUUAUUUUAUCUUGCCAUAUACAGAUGUGUUAUCGAUGUUUCAUACACUUGUUAGUGUAUGAGGUCAUUUGAUUUGUGAAGUUUUAGUACUUUUUACAAUUUAUCUGAGAGUAUUUUAAAGAACCUAUUGAAUACAAAAUGGUUUUAAUUAAUUUCAUUUCAAUGGGAAAGCUUAUAAAUUCUUAAUUACAAAAAUAUCUGAUGUAUUUACACUACAUGUAGAGUAUAUACAUAGUUAACCCUCAAAGAGCUUCUAUAAAGGACAAGUGCAGAAGAAAAUAUUAAGAUUACAAAUUAAUAUCUAGAAUAAUUUGUAUCUGAAAAGAACAUUAAAUGAAGUAUCGUGUGUGAAAUAGUGAAACAUUGCACUUUUUACAAUUCAUUUGUCUCUCCAUUGUAAGCCCAUUUAUUUUGCUAUGAAAAGCAGAGCUAUUCCACAGUCUGAAUUCAUAAAUGAAUGGUUACCUGCACCAAAUGAGUUACAAAGCUCAGUUAUAUUUAUGUUGCCAUGGUGACAGCUCUUUAUUUCUUAGUUAUCCUGUCCAAUAAAGGAGAUGACUCAGUACAGUUUCAACUGCAUUUCCAAUUCAUAUUCAAGGAAAGAGAAUUGAAACUUGUACUAAUUUUUUUUAAUUGUAUGAACACAGUUCUGCAUUAAUGAUGUUGUUUUAGUGUCAGAAAAGUUAGUGUCGGGUUAUUUAAUAAAAAGAUAAUGGCAUAUUGCACACUGAAAUAAUUUUAUUGUCAUUUCAUGUCCAUCUCUUAUUUAUUUCUUUUGCAUUUAAUUUUUUUGCACUUUUUAAUUUAUAUAUUUUGUAUGAAGAUUAUGUAAAUUCAUGUAAAUGUCAUGAGAAGAACUUCUUACUUCUCAACAGGGUGCAUAUGAUAUAUUGUAUGCCAUUAUCAAGAUGUUUUGAUGCGAUUGUAAAAGUAGAUGUGAAAUGCUGCCAUAAGCAUGUGGGAAAGUUUUACCGGUAUUUUCUUUCAGAAUCAAGCAGGAGGUUAACAUUAUGUGUAUCCGAGAUCAGAAUUAAUUAUCAAUGCUAUGUCUUGUGUCAAAAGUAAGCAAGCUUUUAUCAGAUAUUUUGAUGGAACUUUGCAAACUUGAUUCAAAAUAGACUUUAAAUAGAAAUUGAUAGGUAAUAAGAACUAAUUGAAAUCUAUUUAUAAAUAUGUGGAUUGGAAUUCAAAUAUGUAUUUGGAAACUCAAGAAUUCCCUUGAUGAAUUCAAAUAGUGGUGUUUUUGCGCAUGUUAUACAUGGGUGAUCUUAAUAUUUGUGAAAUGUUAAGUAAUUCAAUCAUAGAAACAAAGUUUCUUUUGUGUAUUUGUGUAGGGCUGAUAUUUUUGCACUGAUUUGAUUGUCCUUUUUUUGUGUAUUUAUAUGUUUUGUUGGCUGAUUUGGUAGUCCUAUUGGAAGAAACAUAUUCAGGGCCCGUAACACAAAGCUUAGCAAUGAUUGUAGAACAUUUUUCUACAAUUGAUUCCAUUGUAUACAUUGUACAAUCAAUCGUAAAAAUCAUGCAUACAAUUAAUGGCUAACCUUUGUGUUAUGGGACCCUGAUGAUCAAAGCUCACAAUGUUUAUUUUUGUCUACUGGUGUGCAACCUUUUGAUAAAUUAGAUUUAAAGAUUUCAUGAUGCACACAGAACUGGUGGAUAUAUGACAUGUGUACUGAGCAAUAGAAGACUGGUAAUAAUAUCAUGUGAUAGCUUCCAAAUAUAGAAGGUAGAAGAUAAAGAGAUUUGAGACUUAGUGCCUUGUUUUCAUGUGAGAUAUAUGAUUGUAAUUCUUGUAGGCUCCCUGAUGUCAUGUUAUAGAUCUUUUUAUGAUGUUGUGGCUGAAACAAUUGUGAUAUGUAUUUGUUUUGUUGGAAUGCUGAGUAAAACAACAUCAACCAACAAUAUAUUGACUCGAUUUCAUGUGGUGUGGGAAAAUUGAAGGUUAUGCAUGUUAUGACACAAAAAUCGAUGGUGUCAUGAAAUGUACACCUCUUUGAUUAGAGUGAUGUGUUCAAUGAAUGAUAAGGUGUAAGUAAUUUCUGACUUUUAUUCGCAAAUGUACCUUUACCUGAGACAAAGACUGAUGUGAGCAAGAAAAAGUACAUCAACUAGAAAAUAAAGAGUACAUGAAUUUACAAAGUCUGGUGACAGUGACACCGAACAUCAAAAUGGUUUAUAUUGUUUUUCAUGAAAAAAUACUUGUACUAAUGUGCAUGUUGAAGCCUUGAAAUUAUUGAUAGAUUAAAACAAUUGUAUAAUUUCAAA
Molecule: messenger RNA, 5592 nt
Organism: Lytechinus pictus (painted urchin)
Lineage: Eukaryota; Metazoa; Echinodermata; Echinoidea; Temnopleuroida; Toxopneustidae
Product: sodium-dependent multivitamin transporter-like
Exons: 14
Coding region: 235-2148 (637 amino acids)
Biological process (GO): transmembrane transport; sodium ion transport
Cellular component (GO): membrane
Molecular function (GO): symporter activity
Source: RefSeq, a predicted model, not a curated record